GGGGCCCCACCCUGGGCGGUGAGCUCCAAAAGACACCGAUGCCUUUUUCAUCCUUGUUCGUCCACCCUCCUGGCAUGUGUCCAGAACGUGUUCCGUAAGCGUGCACAGGCCGGCACCCUCCCUCUGGGAUGCGCUCCCAGGAAGCCAGGGCAGAAUCAGCUCCGGGAACAAACAGAUCAGAGUGGUGCUGCCAGGCAGGACAUUGUGAGGCCUUCAUGCUGCUGGAAGUACCAGACACCUGGAGGUGCGUCCACAGGGGCCGCACCGGGGCAUGUCUCCCGGCAGUCCCCUUCUGGCCUCACCUGCCCUCACCAGGGAAGGACAAAGCCGGCAGGGCUGUAUUUGCUGUGCCCCACUCCCCAGCCAUUGGCUCUGGAGGGUCAAUAAAACCCCAAGAGUCUAGAGGAGAAAAGCGGGGCAGCCCCUCAUGGUCCUCCCCAGCAUGGGACCAGGGGCUCUGUUCCCACCCCCGCCCCCUAUAUCCUGGGAGGAGAGAGGGAAACAUCUGCAGGCCUGCCCAAGGAUCGAGUCUGGAAUCCAACCCCAGCCCCUCCCGCACAGCCUCACUGCUCUGCAGCCCAGCCUGCGGAGCGGAUGGCUGGGGCCCUGGAGGACCCCGUGUCAGGCAAGGCCUGCGCCCUCCUAGCUGGAAAAGCCACUGCAUCUGUCAGGAGGGCACGCCAGCCAGCAAUGACACACACAUGCACAGCCUCCGUUCCCACCAAAGCACAGAGCAUUUCCUGUGCCUUUUCCGUUAUUUCACAACCCGCGCCUUUUUACUCACCCUCUGGGCUCCAGGAUACAGAACUUUUUCUCCUCCCAGAAGCCAGACAUCUGGCUCUGGCCUCUCCUGGUCAACACCAUGGCCAAGACCCCUAGUGACCACCUGUUGUACUCUCUGGAGGAACUGGUGCCCUACGACUUUGAGAAGUUCAAGUUCAAGCUACAGAACACCAGCCUGGAGAAGGAGCACUCCCGGAUCCCCCGGGGCCAGAUCCAGACCGCCAGGCCAGUGAAGCUGGCCACCCUGAUGGUUACCCACUAUGGGGAGGGGUAUGCUGUGCGGCUGACCCUGCAGGUCCUGAGGGCCAUCAACCAGCACCUCCUGGCAGAGGAGCUCCACAGGGCCGUCAGCCCAGAAUAUCCAACACAAGAAAGUGGUGCGAAUGGAUCAGCAACGUCUUGUAUCUCUGGGGAGAAUAGGCCCGAGAGCAUGAGGAUACCAGACGGCCUGGAUGGUGACAGGCGGGGGCAAAGUGGUGAUGGGGCAACCAGCCUGCUAGCCAGCCAGCCGGAAGCCGCAAGGGGGCCCCAGAAGAAGCCUCCGGGCAAACGGAGAGACCCUAGGGCCGUGGAGGGCCUGAAUGCGCAGGGCAAGCCAGGGGCCAGGCCGGGGACUCUGUGCUCCCGGAGGAGCGCUGUCCCCAGCAAGCUGCAUGGGGACAGGGCGAGCAAUCCCGAGGUCAGACUGCGCAGGAACGCCAGCUCUGCAGGAAGGCUCCAAGGACUCUCCAGUGGGUUGUUAACUGGGUCUCUGGGGAGAGGAAAGUCCAAGAUAUCUGAAGUAUAUUUACCUUCAGGAAAGAGGCGACCCAAAAGUCUUGAGUUUACCGUUUCUGCAGGAGAGAGAGACCCCCACAAUCCAGAAACUCUUCUGCCUCAAGAAAAAACAGGAAGAGAGAAUCCAGACUCAGUAGCCACCGCCAGCAUAGAGGCUACUGUGGCUCCAGAGAAAGGCUCCAGGGAUCCAGAACAUUCCAUCAUCAGGAACACACUUUCCAAUGUAUCCUUGGCUGAAGAGAAGACCUGGGAGCAUCCAGAAUCCACACCUUUGAAGAAAAAUGGAAUUGAGAAUUCGGAGUCCCCUGAGACCUUGGGAGAGGUGGUAGGCAGUACGCUCCAUGCUUCAAAUCCAGAAGCCCCUCCAUCUUCAGAUAAGAAAGGACCACAGAAUAGAGCCCUGGCAUCCUUAGGGAGGCCACAGGACGAGGCUGCGGGUCCUCUUCUUCAUGCCCAAGGCGGAGGCCCUGCUGGUGGCUCAUGUGUGCAUGAUUCCUGCAGCUGCUCCAUUCCUUCUAAGGAUCCCAAGGCCUCAGGCAGACACUCCACCAGCUGCCCCAGGUGCCAGGCCUCUCUCCCAGGGAAGAGCUCUGGAGGCCGCGAGCGGCAAGAGGGCCUGCAGAUGGCCAGCCUGGGCCCCAAGCCCCUGCCACAGUGUGAGCGGCACAUGAAGCAGGUCCAGUUGCUCUUCUGUGAGGACCACGGGGAGCCCAUCUGCCUCAUCUGCAGGCUGAGCCAGGAGCACCGGGGCCACCGAGUGCGCCCCAUCGAGGAGGCUGCCCUGGAAUACAAGGAACAAAUUCAGAAGCAGCUAGAGCAUCUGAAGGAGUUGAGAAGAUCUGGGGAGGAGCAGAGGUCUCAGGGGGAUAAGAAGACAGCAAACUUUUCGAAACAAACUGAAACCCAGAGGCAGAGAGGCUGGGACCAGUUGGAACAGUUGUGCUGGUUGCUGGAGCAGCAAGAACAGCAUUUUGUGGCCUGGAUGGAAGAGCUCGGCCAAACCAUUGGUGAGGUCAGGGAGACGUACGGCACCCGAGUGUCCCGGAACAUCGCCCAUCUUGAUGAACUGAUUGGGGAACUGGAGGCCAAGCAGUGCCAGCCAGAGUGGGAGCUUAUGCAGGACAUCGGAGUCACCUUGCACAGGGCCAAGAUGGUUACAGUCCCCGAGCCAUGGGCCACCCCUCCAGAGCUGAAAGAAAAGAUCCACCUGCUCUACCAGAAGUCAGAGUUUGUGGAGAAGAGAAUGAAGUGCUUCUUGGAAACCCUGCGUUCAGAAAUGGAGACUUUCCAUGUUUCAGAACUGACUGGCGCACAGGCACAUGCUGUGAAUGUGAUUCUGGAUGCAGAAACUGCCCACCCCAACCUCAUCUUCUCUGAUGACCUGAAGAGUGUGAGACUUGGAAACAAGUGGGAUUGUCUGCCUGACAACCCGGAAAGAUUUGAUAGUUGCAUCAUUGCCCUGGGCUCUCCAAGCUUCCUCUCUGGCCACCAUUACUGGGAAGUGGAGGUGGGAGACAAGACAGCGUGGGUCCUGGGCAUCUGCAAGGCAUCCACAAGCAAGAAAGGGAGCAUGACUCUAUCACCAGACAGGGGCUACUGGGUGGUGAUGAUGAUGAAGCAACACAAGUACCAGGUGUCCACCAUUCCCCCAACCCACCUGCAGAUAAGGAAGCCCCUCAGACGUGUGGGCAUCUUCUUGGACUACAAGGCUGGAGAUAUUUCCUUUUACAAUGUGACAACCAAAUCCCCCAUCUACACAUUCACUGGCUUCUCUUUCUCUGGGCCUCUUAAACCUGUCUUCAGUCCUGGGACACAUGACAAAGGGAAAAACAUGAAACCUCUGAUCAUCUGUCCAGUGGGCGGCCAGGGGCAUCACUGAAUGCCCAACACCUUGCAUCUGUCAUCUGGUUCCAAGCCUUGUAUCUUGAGCACCUAGACUCAGCAGUCAUUAUUGAACACCAACUGCGUUCCAGCUGCUGUAGGGAAUACAAUGAAUAAGAGAGCAGUGGAGACCAUGGAAUAGUAGCAAAAGCAAGCUAGGUACCCAAAUUUGGCAAGCCAAGGGUUAAGAGAAUACAUGUAUUGGUGACGUGCUGUGGAUUUCAGAGGAGGAAGUAUAUGGCUGUUGCUGAAUAAGUCCUUGCAUGAAUUAACACCCUAAGAUGUUCCUGGGGCAUAGAUCCCACCCUUAGGCCCUCAGGGCAAGUGUCCCCUCAUUCUAUCCUCCCCUGUCUUGAGGACCUGAGAGGCCUAGAGGAAAAACAAGCAGACUGAUUGGUAUGAAAUAUUUUUAUACCAGGAUUAAUGAACUAUGGUUCUUGAGAGUGUUGGCUGGGCCUCAUAAGUAAAUCAAUUAGAAAACUUGUCUAAAUUGCACUCAGUUUGCACCCAAUUUCUUGCCACUCAGAUGAUCACUGUGGAAUCCCAUUUCUCUAUUGGACAUCAUGAAAGAGGCAAGGCUGUUGGACUCUGGGAACCCAGGAAGACGUUUGUCACAUUUUCCAAGGGUCCGAUUAUUCUCUCCUAAUGUCUAUCUGAAAAUCUGUGUGCCUAUGCAGUAUUAGCUGUUCUUGUUUACAGACAUAUCCUCUAUCAUUCCUCAUUUAAAGAGAUAUAAAGAGAAAGGGUGAAGGGGAAAAAAAGGAAUCAAAUGAAGAUUAAACGCCAAACUCCUACCCCAACUCCUCUUUCCAUCUUUAUACUAGAGCCUAGGUUGGACUCAAGUUCUCCAUGGUUGUGACAAGAGUGCAAAACACAUGCUUUUCUUUCUUUAUGGAGCUUUGUUCAUUGUGCAUAAUCCAUAUGCUGCCACAGUUCAUGUGCCAUUUGCUUAGUUGUUCCCUACAUUGGUCAUUUGUUACUCCCAAUUCUCCCUUGUUAUAUAAUGUGUUCAUGAAUAACUUCUUGUAUUUUUUCCACAACCUCCCUAUAUACAUAUUUUCUCCUGUUUUUCCUAAAAUGGUUCCAGAAUGUGAACUAUUUGAUAAUACUUGCUGCAGUUAGCCAUUCAGUCCUUCAGAAAGAUUAAAGAAUGUUCCAUGCCCAAAGCAAUGUGUGUCAUGUGAAAAUUUUUGCUGAUUGAAGAGAUGUAAUGUUUGUGUUUCAUUUCCUUACCUGUGAGUGCAGUUGUGAAGUUUUCCAUGUGAAUUUCUACUUUGUGCUUCAUUCUACAGAAAUGAUAGAGCUAAUUUGACUACUUGCUAUGUAGAAUCUAGGUAUUGAACUUAGUUGUUUGUAGUACUUGUUCACAAAUAUUUUAGAUACUAAAUAUUCUGUAAAAUGAAAUUUUCUGCCUAGUGUUUCUUAAAUUGAGAUUUAACUUUUAUACCAUAAAACUCACCUUUUAAAGUGUAUAAUUAAGUGGUCUUUAGUACAUUCAAAAUGUGUACAAACCUCACCACUAAUUCCAGAAUAUUUUCAUCACCACUGCACCCCAUAUCAAUCAUUUCUAUUCUCUCCUCCCCCAGCCCCUACCAACAACUAACCUAUUUUUGUCUCUAUGGAUUUUGCCUAUUAGGAAAAUUUCAUGUAAGUAGGAUAACAUAAUAUGUGGUCUUCUGUGACUGGCUUCUUUUGUUAAAGGUGCACUCAUGUUGGUGGAUGUAUCAGUACUUCAUUCCUUUUCUAUUGCUGAAUAAUCAUCCAUUAUAUGGAUAUACUACUGUUAACUUGUUUACCCAUUCAUUGAUAGACAUCUGGGUUGUUUCUACUUUUCAACCAUUUUGAAUA
Molecule: messenger RNA, 5289 nt
Organism: Manis pentadactyla (Chinese pangolin)
Lineage: Eukaryota; Metazoa; Chordata; Mammalia; Pholidota; Manidae
Gene: MEFV
Product: MEFV innate immunity regulator, pyrin
Exons: 10
Coding region: 863-3439 (858 amino acids)
Molecular function (GO): protein binding; zinc ion binding
Source: RefSeq, a predicted model, not a curated record